AUGUUUCGUAAUUUCUAUGUGUUGCACAAGACUGGAAAGUUAUAUUUUUCAAAGAACUUUCAAGGCGAUGUGUUGGACCAAGGGCUUGUUGUUGGCUUUUCUUCCUCAAUAUCUAGUUUUUGCAAAACGCUGUUGGGUGAAGGUGUCCGAGAAGUUACUUCGCUUAGUGGUCGAAUCGUGUACAAGGAAGUCGGAGAUUUUGUUUUUGUUGUUCAUUGUAAUCUGAGUAUUUCGAGCAAUAUUGUGCAGGGAGUUGUCAGUGAUGUGAUUUCGAUCUGCGAGUUACUCUUUGGUGCUUCGCAUAACUGGGAUAAAGAUACGUUUGAUUUGUUUGGUGCACAGGAUAUCAUCAACAUGUACUUUGCACGUACAACAUAUGAUCCUAGUACAGCUGUUGGUGGACUAUCACAGGUCUUUGUAGAUCGUGAUGUUUUGGAUAGGCUAGACAAUCUGUUGGCAUAUCUAGAAAGUCAAGAAGGUGUAUGCAGUAAUGGGGCGAUGCUUGUGCUUGGUGAAUCUGUAUUGCAUUCACGUAUGUCCUUGGUAGACACUAGAAUGAUUUUGCAAUAUCAUAAAGCCCGUGGGUUUGGUUCUGUCAGUAUUCGAUACACACCUGUUUUCAUAUCAGGCGCAUGGCGUAGUCUUUAUUCUAUUCGGAUGAACAGCUUUGUCUUGUUUGUUACGACAUUUAUUGACAAACCGUAUUCCCUGAUUGAAAAGAAAGUCUACGAAUUCCAAACAAACUUGAUUCAAUAUCACUUGAAUAUUCCUAUAGAGGAGCCGCCUGUGUUGCUUCGGUUAUAUGCAAAACGAGAGACACUUGCAAUGCUGUACAAUAAUACCAAGACUGGUGCUACACUGUUUCCCGAACUUCGUCCUGGACCGGAAGUCCAGCAAAAGGAGAUCUUGAAUGCGUUUUGGACACUUUUUUCUGAUGCAAGCAAUGCUCUUCGUGUCUCGGGUGUUACCGAGUUUUCCAUUUGCAAAGAACUGUAUAGAUUUUAUGCAAGGUGUGAAGGAAUUCACAAACUGUACGUUCUUUUUUCAAGCGAAACGUCGUUUAUGGAUGUACCCAAUGCUGCGACUGAGAUUCUCAAGAACAUCAAGAAUGUCGUACCAAAAUAA
Batrachochytrium dendrobatidis JAM81 is the source of this 1125-nucleotide messenger RNA. RefSeq lists its product as uncharacterized. NCBI's taxonomy places the organism in Eukaryota, Fungi, Chytridiomycota, Chytridiomycetes, Rhizophydiales. The coding region runs from base 1 to 1125 and encodes 374 amino acids. The record is from RefSeq and is a predicted model, not a curated record. The transcript is spliced from 11 exons.